AAGAAGGAAAGGUCUGAACAGAGGUUUUUGAUUAGCUCUCUCUCCUGCGAUUCCAACUACACAAACAAAAGUCGCGAUUUCCGUUCUCUUGGUUCCCUUUCUGCAACUCGUUCGGAAAACGGUGCGUUGCUAUGGACCCAUCUAUAGUAAAGCUUCUCGAAGACGAUGAGGAUGAAACUAUGCAUUCCGGUGCAGAUGUCGAAGCCUUCCAAGCAGCAUUGAAUCGAGACAUUGGCGGAGAUGCUUCUAAUUCUCACCUUUCUGAUUCUGAUGCAGGAAGCAAUAAUUCAUUCAGUCAAUCAUUACCAACGUGGCCAACUUCGAGCCACGACAACCAGACUGACUCUCAAAAUCAGGAGCCUAAAAUUGAACAACAGCAAGAGCAACCUUCUUCUGAAACGGAGCAAGGACCUAUCGUGGAACCGAUACAGAAUGUUGCCUCACAGGAUGCAAGUAAUCUUAAUUUAUCACACAGCCAAUCACAAGACGAAUCUCUACAACGCCAGACUUUACCUGUUUCUCAUCAACAAUCUCAAACAAAUGAAGUUAUCAAAUCUGAAAAAGAACCUGUUUUUAACAACGAGGCAAUCAAAACAAAUAAUCCCAAUGAACAAUCUCAGUAUGCAAAGCUGCAGCAGAUGAGUAAUCAACAGGCCUCGGUCAACGAACAACCUAUUAGCCAAGUCAAUCGUAGUAAACAGGUACCAUUUGGCUUGUUGCUCCCUAUAUUGAUUCCCCAACUUCCCAAGGACAGGGCAAUGCAACUUCAAACUUUAUUUAACAAAUUGAAGAGAGAUGAAAUACCUAAAGAACAUUUUGUACGGCUUAUGAAAGGGAUUGUGGGGGAUCAGAUGCUUAGGAUAGCAUUAACAAAAGUGCAACAACAGACAAAAACCAAUACAGGUUCUUCUGGACAGCAGCCCCCUGUAAGGAUGCCAACUGUUACUUCCAGUGGAACAAAAUUUAACGAUCCCCAUGCAUUAGCACAACUGCAUCAGAGAAGUAUGAAUGCUGCUGCAGACCAUUCUCAUAAUGCUUCUUCAGCUAUCCAAGUGAAGAGUGAGCCAACCUAUUCAACUAUGGACAUCAGUGCUAAAAAACCUCAGGAACAUGAUGUUCGAGUAGUGCAAUCAAAUCAAUUACCAACAUCCAGUUCUAUUGCUGUUAGUCAAGAAACUGAAAGAUCUGCCGUUCACAUGCAAGGCCUAAAUAAGCAGCAACAACAGCAUAUACAUUUCCCAUCGACAUAUGGAGGCAGUGGUGGUAACUACAGCCAUUUUUCCGGGACAACCACUAGUUCAUCAUCAUCUUUCAGACCACAACCUCAUCCUCAUGAUUCACACAUAAGGCAAAUUCCACAUCCGAGCAUUGGUCUAAAUCACUUAGGUGCAGAACGUCAGAGUUCUUUCAAUGAUCCUAAGAGAAUGCCAGGUGGAUCUGUGUCGACUGUGGUAAAUAAUACAUCAUCACACCAAACUUCAAAUUCUUGGCAAACAUCAGCAGAACAAAAUUCAGGCUUGUUUUCAUCUACUUCAUAUGUAAAAAAGGAACCUAAUGACCUUUCUAUUGAGCAGCAACAUAGGCAUCAUUUAUCUAAGUUGCAUGGGUUGCCUUCUGUUAAUUCUGGUCAAAAUGAACAGGGUAGUGGUAUCAAUCAAGGCACUGUAAAGGACGAGUUUUCAAGAGGUUCUUUAGCAUCCACUAGCAUGGCGCAUACAACAUCUGCUAGCUUGCUUGCGCCAAAUACUGCUUCCCAUUUUGCAUCUCAACCAGAUCCAACUGUCUCUGUUAGCUCUCAGAUCCCAGCUAGCACUUCUGGUGUCAUGUCAAAGACACCACUAAAAAAACCUCCUCUUGGCCAGAAGAAACCACUUGAGGCACUUGGUUCUUCACCUCCUCCUCCAAGUAAGAAACAAAAGGUGUCUUCUCUGGAACCAAGCAUUGAUCAGCUUAAUGAUGUUACGGCUGUUAGUGGUGUUGAUCUUAGGGAGGAGGAAGAACAGUUAUUUUCUGGGCCCAAGGAUGACAGUCGAGUUUCAGAAGCAUCUCGAAGAGUUGUCCAAGAAGAGGAGGAAAGUCUGAUUUUACUGAAAGCUCCAUUGCAGAGAAAAUUGAUUGAGAUUAUGACCGAGUGUGGCUUGAAAGGCAUGGGUAAUGAUGUGGAAAGAUGCUUGUCACUGUGUGUGGAGGAAAGAAUGCGUGGAGUAAUAAGUAACAUAAUUAGAAUGUCAAAACAGCGGGUUGAUAUUGAGAAAACAAGACAUCGGACUGUUGUCACUUCAGAUGUUCGACAGCAAAUCAUGACAAUGAAUAGGAAAGCAAGGGAAGAGUGGGAGAAAAAACAGGCCGAAACAGAAAAGCUCCGGAAACUAAAUGAUGUAGAGGGUAGUUCCGGAGUUGAUGGUGACAAGGAGAAAGAUGAGGGUCGUAAUAAAGCAACAAAGGUAAACAGGGAAGUAGAUGACAAAAUGAGGACAAAUGCUGCAAAUGUGGCAGCCCGAGCUGCUGUUGGGGGAGAUGACAUGCUGUCAAAGUGGCAAUUGAUGGCUGAGCAAGCCAGGCAGAAGCGUGAAGGGGGGACGGACACUGCAUCUGGUUCUCAGCAAACUAAAGAUAUCAGUCGCAAAUCUUCACCAUCAUCAGGAAGGAGCACAAAAGAUAAUCAAGAAAGGGAGAGAAAAGGUCCAACUUCGCUUGGGAACUCAGCGGCUAGGAAAUUUGGGAAAAAUCAUUCUCAUGGAUCUCAAACUCGCAUAGCUCGUAGCAUCUCUGUGAAGGAUGUAAUUGCAGUCUUGGAGAGGGAACCUCAGAUGUCCAAAUCAUCACUCUUGUAUCGAAUGCAUGAGAGGAUUCAUUCUGAUACUUCAACCGAAUGAGAUAACAUAUCGGGAUGGUGAUAUGCAUCAGGGCGUGUGUAAAAAGCUUCGACUCAUUCAGUGAAAGAAGACCUGAAAUUAUUUGUUUUCUUUUUAUGCUCCAAAAACUGCAGCAUGUAACAAUUGAACAUUGAUGUUAUUGCAGGACCUGCUUUUCUGACUUUUAUCUUGUAGUAAUGAAGAACCGAUUUCAAACUUUACUGUGUUUUGCCAUGAUGGACUCACUUUCUUGACCUUUUUCUUGUAGUAAUGCAGGACCUGCAUUCAAACUUAGAAAUGUGAAAUUGUCACUCACACAACUGUAUUCCAUAUUAAACCAAAAAAAUGUUUGUUUAGCAUUUGUUUUGGAUGUCUGAAGAAAAUGUUUACGUUAUUUUGCAAGACAUAGAUUGGAGACAUUUGUAAAAAAAUACUAUAGAAAUUGUAUUGAUGAUUACAUUAAGGGUUACAAUCA
Medicago truncatula (barrel medic) is the source of this 3330-nucleotide messenger RNA. Its product is annotated as transcription initiation factor TFIID subunit 4b. Gene Ontology annotation, cellular component: transcription factor TFIID complex. Gene Ontology annotation, biological process: transcription initiation at RNA polymerase II promoter. The record is from RefSeq and is a predicted model, not a curated record. Gene Ontology annotation, molecular function: RNA polymerase II general transcription initiation factor activity; protein heterodimerization activity; DNA binding. Bases 132 to 2876 code for a protein of 914 amino acids. Lineage: Eukaryota; Viridiplantae; Streptophyta; Magnoliopsida; Fabales; Fabaceae. The transcript is spliced from 15 exons.